This is a messenger RNA of Yarrowia lipolytica CLIB122, 2418 nucleotides long. RefSeq lists its product as uncharacterized. Gene Ontology annotation, biological process: iron ion transport; copper ion import; intracellular iron ion homeostasis. Gene Ontology annotation, molecular function: ferric-chelate reductase activity. The record is from RefSeq and is a predicted model, not a curated record. Lineage: Eukaryota; Fungi; Ascomycota; Dipodascomycetes; Dipodascales. Gene Ontology annotation, cellular component: plasma membrane.
AUGACAGCCGCCGGGGUCCAUGAGUUGGAACCAACAGACUACCGACACAUGCUCAUCUUCCUGCUGCUACUGACGACCGCCUGGGCCCGUCCUCUGCUCACAGACAGAGGCUACCGCUGGCAAGAAGCCUGCACGGAGGCCCUGGCAUACGUGCCCUUUGAGUCCUCCAAUCCCAGAGACAUUUCCAUUCUGGGAACCCGAUGCCACUACCAGCCUGCUCUGGGCUCGGUACUGCUCUGUGUACACAGAAACACCAUCCCGGAGGAGCUGGACUGGUCGUACCGGUCGCUCAUUGAGAACUGCGAAGAUAAGGGUUAUUUUCUGACUCAAACCGAUCUCUUCUACGCCUGGAUGAACGCCUCCGAGUUCGAGGACACGGCCUAUGAACUGCCCACUGGCCCCACUAGCGGUCCUCUUGUUCACAGACCAGUCUCCGUUCCCAAUGACACCUUCGCUACCUACUAUCAUGUCAUUGAUGAGGCCAUUUACUACACCAACUUUGCAAGUUACUACUCGUACGGACUGGGGUUCUUCUGGGCAGUCGUCUUCUUCUUUGGAGUCGUUUCCAACUUCAUUGCCAAAAACGCCCACAAUGUCACUGCUCGGUUUUUUGCUGGCAAGAAAACCAACAUGGUGCGUCGACACUUUUUCAUGUCGGCUCUGGGAUCUCUCAAACACAAUGUCCCGCUGUCUAUCCGACGCAUGGGCAUCAUGGCCGUCCCCACUCGAGCCCAGUUUGUUGUCACAUUCAUCUACGUCUUUGCUGAGAUCCUCUACAUCUUCAUUGGGCUCGCCAUUGCUCCCCGAGGUCUUCCUCUCAAAGAUUUACAGGCCAACUGGGUCAAAAGCAUUGCCAAUCGCUCGGGAGGCAUGGCUGUGACCCAGGUGCCGUGGAUUUUCCUCUUUGCCGGUCGUAAUAACAUCCUUAUGUGGAUGACUGGAUGGGGCUUUGACACCUUCAACGUGUUUCACCGGUGGAUUGCGCGAAUGUGUGUGCUACACUCACUCAUUCACACCAUUGCUUAUGCUAUGAGCGCCCAUAAGUACAAUUUCCUAGAGGCUGGUCUGCAUCUGCCGUACUUCAAGUGGGGCAUAGCAGCUACUGUCUGCUGCGUGGCUCUUUGUGUCCAGGCCUUUUACUACUUUCGACAUUGGAAGUACGAGGUCUUCCUGGCUCUGCACAUUGUCCUGGCGCUCUUCUUCCUUAUUGGCGUCUGGAUUCAUAUCGACAUGUUCCACUGGUGCGAAUACGUCUACGCCGCUGGAGCCGUGUGGGUCUUCGACCGGUUCAUGCGCCUGUUUCGAAUCUGGUGGUCAGGUGUCUGCGUUGUUGGCGACUUUCAGAUUGCUGAUGAGAAGCAGAAGAUUAUGCGAAUCACCAUCGACUACUCGCGCAUGUGGGAGGUCUAUCCAGGAGCUCACCUCUAUCUCUACGUGCUCAACUCCAAGCGCGUGUGGGAAAACCACCCCUUCACUGUCUAUCAGUCUCCUCAAGCUACUAGAGACGGACGACUUAGUCUCAUGGUGCGGGCCAAGGAAGGCAAGACUAAGGAACUUUACAACUCCAUUCUCGACAGCAAAAUGAACACCGUCCAGUACAACUGUCUGGUGGAAGGCCCCUACGGCAACUCGCAUCCUGUUCACAAGUACGACACCUGCAUCAUCAUGGCAGGUGGAAUCGGAGUUACUGCUGCCUACGCCUACGCCGUUUCCUGCCUCAACCAAGAACGAGUUAUGGGUCGUCAAAAGAUUGUUUUCGUUUGGGUUCUUCCUACUGACGAAGCCCUCCAGUGGUUCAAACCUGAGCUCGACUUCUUGCAGCAGUUUGGCAACGUUGAGGUCCAGCUGUACUUCACAUCCAAGAAGUACCGAGUGGAAAAUGAGAUGGAGAAGAUGGUAUUCGACACUCCUGAAAAGAAUGUAGGCUCUCCACCUCCGGUGCCCAAGAAGGACAGUGUCUUUGUCAACAUCAUGCCUGUGUCUCCCUUUGAGCGAGAACUUAUCCCCCCUCGAAAUAGCAGUCUGCCCAAACAUCCCAAGCUGAUGCGAUCGUCUUCUCGAUCAAAUACCAGUCCAGCUGCCUUUGGACAAGACCAACAUUUCCGAACUGGCUCUUCAGAUACCCUACUUAACCCCGCAAAAGGCUACUUUGACUCACUUCCCGAUAGAAAAUCGACCAUUCUUGACUACUACACUGAGGAGUCGAGCCCCAGAGUCCGGACUAUGGACACCAUUUACGGACGACGACCCGACAUGAACGCUCUACUCAGCAAACACUUUGAAGAGUGUCGAGGGACCUGUUCCGUCACCAUCUGCGCUGCUCCUGCCAUGAACGACGACGUCAGAAACGCAGUCACUAACAACAUGGACAAGUGCAAGGGCCGAGUUGAUUACUUUGAGGAGUCUUUUAGUUGGUGA